AAUACUGUACAUACAUGUAACGUCUUUCUCGAAAAUUUGUUCGGUUCAUAUUAUCCAUAUAGCAACCAUUUAAAAUUUGAUUUCCUUCAAUUAAAAUAUUAUAUGCCUACUCCGGAAGAUUUAAAGCUUAAACAGCUCCUUCACCCAGCUCUUCUAUGGGCCCAAAGAUCUGAUGUAGUGUAUUUAACUGUUUGCGUCGAAGAUUGUAAAAAUCCCGAAAUUGAUUUAAAUACAAAUGAAUUAAAAUUCAAAGGAAUUGGUGGAUCUGAACAUAAACCUUAUUCUUUUAAUAUUAAGUUUUAUGAAGAAAUUGACCCAGAUAAAUCGAAACAUACUAUACGCCCUAGAAAUAUUGAAUUUGUUCUUACAAAAAAAGAAGUAGGACCAUUUUGGCCAUCCUUAACAAAAGAUAAAAAACAACCAUUUGUUAGAACAGAUUUUCAAAAAUGGAAAGAUGAAGAUGAUUCAGAGUAUGAAAUGGGAGAAUCAGCUAGUCCAGCUGGAGAUUUUGACCUGCAAUCAAUGAUGCACAAGAUGGGUGGUUUAGAUGGGAAACAAGAUUUGGGAGAUUUAGAUGAUGAUAUGCCUGAAAGUGAAGAAGAUGAUGAGGAUGAUUUACCUGAAUUAGGAUCAGGAGAACAUGAAGAAAAAAUUGAUGAUGUAAAAGAGAAUAAAGAAAUUAAGACUUAAAAUAAAUCUCAUUUUUAACUUCUCUCUCUUAAACUACUAAAUAUAUCAAAAUGUAUAUAUUGCAAUAUUUUAAGUCAAUUCCAAUUUAUAAGUUUAUAAUAACCCUUGUAUAAUAAUAAUGUAAACUCUUAUUUUAUGGCUUAUU
Molecule: messenger RNA, 835 nt
Organism: Gordionus sp. m RMFG-2023
Lineage: Eukaryota; Metazoa; Nematomorpha; Gordioida; Chordodea; Parachordodidae
Product: co-chaperone protein daf-41-like
Exons: 8
Coding region: 103-690 (195 amino acids)
Biological process (GO): chaperone-mediated protein complex assembly; protein folding
Cellular component (GO): nucleus; cytosol
Molecular function (GO): protein-folding chaperone binding; Hsp90 protein binding
Source: RefSeq, a predicted model, not a curated record